GUUUGCAAGAUGUUGUUCAAAUACUUGAUGGCACUUGGUUUGAUGGCGUUCAGUGAUGGAUUUAAGAAUAGGAACGUUUGCAAGAAAUGGUCAGAUUAUACUGUUUUAUCGUACUUCGAUAAAAAAUCCAGCUGCUGGUAUAAUGAAGAUGUUCGAGCAACAACGGAUGCUAUUGCCAAGAGACAUAACUACCAAGUUCAGACUCAUAAUGUUACAACGGAGGAUGGAUUUAUCUUGAAGGUAUUCAGGAUUGCCAACGCGACAAGCAGCUUUGACGAACCCAGGCAACCAAUACUUUUGGUGCAUGGUACCUUGAGCAAUUCCGAAUUGUGGAUUCAAAGAGGAGAUGAUUCAAUUGGUUUCUUGCUAGCAGAUAUGGGAUACGAUGUGUGGUUGUCGAACAGCAGAGGCACGUACUAUUCUUCAACGCGCGUGAAAGGAUUAUACUCGGAUUACUGGGAUCACACCUUCGACGAUUUGGCUAAAGAUAAUCCUGCGGUUCUCGAAUACAUCGACAAGGAGACACGACAAGCUGGUAACAUUCUGUAUUUAGGACAUUCCGCAGGAAACACGCAGAUGAUGGCAUACGCAAGCGACAGGCCGGAUCACGCCAAAAAAUACCUGAAAGCCAUCCUGAAUUUUGCUCCUGUAGUUUACCUUGACAAAGAAGAAUUUUUGAUUAAAGCUGUUAAAGUAUUAGUCAAACUGCCUAUACGUAAGAUCAGCGUUAGACAAUAUAUAUUGAAGAACUUAUGCUCUAUGACUUAUGUAAAUAUUAAACUGUGCAGGGCUGUGAUCGCGAAAACUUUCGGUCCUGAAAAUGGAAUCCACGAUCCUGAAAUCUUCCCUACUUUUAUGGGAAUGUUUCCGGAUCAAGAAGGUAUCAACAUCUUCAAGCAGUACAUGCAGCUGGCGGAUAGCGCAGAGUUCAAGAAAUACGAUUACGGCCCUCGUAAGAAUUUGAUAAUGUAUGAUUCCAUAAAGCCUCCGAUGUAUGAUAUGUCGAAGAUCAAUAUACCUAUGUACAUGUUCGUUGGAGAGGACGACGGUAUUGGGACGAUGGAAAGUGCCAAAAAGGUGCAGAAAGUAAUGAAGGUGUACACUGAAAUCUUCAAAGUCGAUAAAUACAGUCAUCUCACAUUCUUCCUUGGUAACAAUAUCCAGGAGGUUCUUUACCCUCCAUUCAAGAAAGUCUUGGAAAAAUUGAGAUAGUUUAAUUAAUGACGAAAUGCUGACUCAAAUUAAUAUAGAUAAUAAAGUACUUAUGCAAUG
Molecule: messenger RNA, 1272 nt
Organism: Nicrophorus vespilloides
Lineage: Eukaryota; Metazoa; Arthropoda; Insecta; Coleoptera; Silphidae
Product: lipase 1-like
Exons: 7
Coding region: 10-1212 (400 amino acids)
Biological process (GO): lipid metabolic process
Molecular function (GO): hydrolase activity, acting on ester bonds
Source: RefSeq, a predicted model, not a curated record